Molecule: messenger RNA, 4460 nt
Organism: Gracilinanus agilis (Agile Gracile Mouse Opossum)
Lineage: Eukaryota; Metazoa; Chordata; Mammalia; Didelphimorphia; Didelphidae
Gene: C2CD5
Product: C2 calcium dependent domain containing 5
Exons: 27
Coding region: 1-3345 (1114 amino acids)
Biological process (GO): intracellular protein transmembrane transport; positive regulation of D-glucose transmembrane transport; positive regulation of vesicle fusion
Cellular component (GO): plasma membrane
Molecular function (GO): calcium ion binding; calcium-dependent phospholipid binding
Source: RefSeq, a predicted model, not a curated record
AUGCCCGGGAAGCUGAAGGUGAAGAUUGUGGCUGGGCGCCAUUUGCCUGUGAUGGACCGAGCGAGUGAUCUGACUGAUGCCUUCGUUGAGGUGAAAUUUGGUAACACGACAUUUAAAACAGAUGUAUAUCAUAAGUCCCUUAACCCCCAGUGGAACUCAGAAUGGUUUAAAUUUGAGGUGGAUGAUGAAGAUUUACAGGAUGAACCUCUACAGAUCACAGUACUUGACCAUGAUACUUACAGUGCAAAUGAUGCCAUUGGCAAAGUGUAUAUUGAUAUUGAUCCUUUACUCUAUAGUGAGGCUGCUACAGUAAUCUCAGGAUGGUUUCCAAUUUAUGACACCAUACAUGGUAUCCGUGGGGAGAUCAAUGUAGUAGUGAAAGUAGAUCUAUUCAAUGACUUAAAUCGUUUUAGGCAGUCAUCUUGUGGAGUAAAAUUCUUCUGCACAACAUCUAUUCCAAAAUGUUAUCGUGCUGUAAUAAUUCAUGGAUUUGUGGAAGAAUUGGUGGUGAACGAAGACCCAGAAUAUCAGUGGAUUGAUCGAAUUCGUACUCCAAGGGCAUCAAAUGAGGCUAGACAGAGACUUAUUUCAUUAAUGUCAGGUGAACUACAAAGGAAGAUUGGUUUGAAAGUACUUGAAAUGAGGGGAAAUGCAGUUGUUGGGUACUUGCAGUGCUUUGAUCUGGAAGGAGAAUCUGGAUUAGUGGUACGAGCCAUAGGAACAGCCUGUACACUGGAUAAAUUAAGUAGCACAGCCGCUUUUCUUCCUGCAUGCAAUUCCCCAUCCAAAGAAAUGAAAGAGAUUCCCUUCAAUGAAGAUCCCAAUCCCAAUACUCACUCAUCAGGACCCUCCACCCCUCUGAAAAAUCAAACUUAUUCCUUUUCACCUUCCAAGUCCUACAGUCGACAGUCCUCUUCUUCUGACACAGAUUUGAGUUUGACACCCAAAACUGCACCUUACCCACAGGGGCCUAGGAUUUUCCUGUGUCCCAGCUCCCCCUCUCUCUCUUCUGGUUCCCCUCAUCUUAAAAAGUCCUGUCUCUUCUCGGAAUCUAGCCUUAUCCCUCAUCACUCUAGCCAUGUCAGCCCAGUUCUGAGGAAAAGUGUUUCUUUCAGUGAAGAGCUGCUCCUGGCUGCCUCUGGAAUGGGCAGUGGGAGUGCUGGAAAAGAAGGGGGGCCAUUUAAAGCUCUUUUAAGACAGCAGACUCAAUCAGCGCUGGAACAGAGGGAAUUUCCAUUUUUCACCUUGACGGCAUUUCCUCCUGGAUUUCUUGUGCAUGUUGGAGGUGUUGUUAGUGCACGUUCUGUAAAGCUUUUGGAUCGCAUCCACAAUCCUGAUGAACCAGAAACUCGAGAUGCUUGGUGGGCAGAAAUCAGACAAGAAAUAAAAUCUCAUGCAAAAGCAUUAGGCUGUCAUGCUGUAGUGGGCUACAGUGAAUCAACUAGUAUUUGUGAAGAGGUCUGUAUUUUAUCUGCAUCUGGCACAGCAGCUGUACUGAACCCUAGAUUUCUUCAGGAUGGCACGGUGGAAGGCUGUUUGGAACAAAGACUAGAAGAAAAUUUACCCACUGGUUGUGGUUUUUGCCACAUACCUUAUGAUGAACUGAAUAUGCCAUUCCCAGCUCACCUCACUUAUUGCUACAGCUGCAGAAAACAAAAAGUUCCUGAUGUUCUUUUUACAACAAUAGAUCUUCCUGCUGAUGCAACAGUUAUAGGAAAAGGUUGUCUUAUUCAAGCCAGGUUAUGUCGCUUAAAAAAGAAAGCUCAAGCAGAAGCAAAUGCUACUGCUAUCAGCAAUUUGUUGCCCUUUAUGGAAUAUGAAGUGCAUACUCAGCUAAUGAAUAAACUAAAACUCAAAGGAAUGAAUGCUUUAUUUGGACUAAGAAUUCAGAUUACAGUGGGUGAAAAUAUGUUGAUGGGCUUAGCAUCUGCAACGGGUGUAUAUUUAACAGCUUUACCAACCCCUGGUGGUAUCCAGAUUGCUGGGAAGACUCCAAAUGAUGGCUCAUAUGAACAACAUAUAUCUCAUAUGCAAAAAAAGAUAAAUGAUACAAUAGCUAAAAACAAAGAACUGUAUGAAAUCAAUCCUCCUGAAAUACCUGAAGAGAUAAUAGGAUCUCCUAUUCCAGAGCCUCGGCAGCGUUCAAGACUAUUACGAUCUCAGUCUGAAAGUUCUGAUGAAGUUAUAGAGCUAGAUCUCUCACAUGGGAAAAAAGAUGCCUUUGUACUAGAGAUUGAUGACACAGAUGCCAUGGAAGAUGUGCAUUCUUUACUUACAGAUGUUCCUCCACCUUCAGGUUUUUAUAGCUGCAAUACAGAAAUCAUGCCUGGCAUCAAUAACUGGACAUCUGAAAUACAGAUGUUCACUUCAGUAAGAGUAUCCAGAUUGAGCAACAUUAACUUGACAAAUCAGACACUCAACAAGAGCUUUAAUGAUCUCUGUGAAAAUUUGCUCAAGAGCCUGUAUUUUAAACUCCGUUCUAUGAUACCCUGCUGCCUUUGCCAUGUCAAUUUUACAGUAUCUCUUCCUGAAGAUGAAUUAAUACAGGUCACGGUCACAGCAGUUGCAAUAACAUUUGACAAACAUCAGGCUGUUCAAACUUCAAAAACUCAUGUGGAAAAGUCAUCGCAAAGAGCCUCUAUUGACAAUGAAGAACUUCUACAAUUUCCAUUGGAACUUUGCACAGAUACGCUUGCUUCUCACCCCUUUUCAUCAGCUAAAGAACACCUGGAGAGUACAAGUUCUAACUCAGGUAUACCAGCUGCACAGAGAGCGACAUCAAUUGAUUACAGUUCCUUUGCAGACAGAUGCAACAGCUGGAUAGAGCUCAUUAAACUGAAAGCUCAGACCAUAAGACGUGGAUCAAUUAAGACAACCAUGCCAGUUGAGAAAGCAAGCCCAUUGACCGAAGGGCAUUUCCGACAACGCUCUGCUCCUGCUUGUGCAAAUUCCACAGUUGGUGUUGUUAAGAUGACACCCCUUUCCUUCAUUCCUGGGGCAAAAAUAACAAAAUAUCUUGGUAUAAUUAAUAUGUUUUUUAUACGGGAAACCACUUCUCUACGUGAGGAAGGAGGAGUCAGUGGUUUUCUCCAUGCUUUUAUUGCUGAAGUGUUCGCAAUGGUGAGAGCUCAUGUGGCCGCUUUAGGAGGGAAUGCAGUUGUCUCCUACAUAAUGAAGCAGUGUGUGUUUAUGGAAAAUCCAAACAAAAAUCAGGCACAAUGUCUAAUAAACGUAAGUGGUGAUGCAGUGAUUUUUGUACGUGAAUCUGAAUUAGAAAUUAUAUCAACUCAACCACCCAUUGCCAGCUGCCAGCCUGCAUGUAGUGGAGGAGAAAUUGCUACCUGAAAAAAGACCCAUAGAAUUGGUGCUUAUUGUAAGGUAUCUGCCUACUUAUUCAGAGUCAAUCCUUCUAGGAUUUUAAAAAGUAGAGCUUAACAUGAGACAAUCAAGAAAGUGGGGACAGAGAAGAAACCUCUGAUCUUUUAAUUUUGCCUGCACAGUCUAGACAAUAAGAGUAUUGACUUUAGAAUUUGUGAAGAAAAAUGGCACAGAACUGUUGAAAAAAAGAUGCAUCUUACUUGUGAAAUUACUUAUUUUGUAAUAAAUUUAGAGCUCCAAAUCCUAUUUUUGAACAAAGUUUCUUUAUUUGGAAGAAAUCAUUAAAAAAACAAAACAACUAAACCAUGGAACAUAAUCAAGAAACUAGAACAGUUCCCUUGGUAUAAUUUUGAAAUAAGCAGUAAAUUCACAAAUGUAUUUAUGAAGUAAUGCUAAAUAACUUAAUUUGUGGAAUGUGUGAGGAAAAACUUUAGCUAGUGGAAACUAAGAAAAAUAAAGCUAUAUGGUUUUGAGUUUCUUCAUAUGUUUUAUUUUGUUCAACAUCUUGAUGACUGCUACAUGAGAAAUAAGAAGGGUACUUAUAGCAGUUUUUUCUUUCAUCUAAAAGUCUUGUAAUUUGCAGUUAUAUGGCUAUAAUGAUCACUUAAAGAGAUAAUUUAUCAGCACCAAGUCAUUUCAGUAUAAGUUUCUAUAAUGCUUUUUUGUCAGUAAGACAAGAAAACCAUUAUAUAGUUUAAUAUCUGAUUGUACCAAGCUAUUUCUUAACUCUACAAAUGCUAACUUUGGAAAUUCAAGUAUAAAAUAGACCUUUAUUGCAGGUUUAAUCUAAUUUCAUCUAAAUUUAGACUUCCUUGAUUCAAUGAGAUAAAGAAAUCAAUUUCUAAGAAAACUCUAGCCUUUUACGGAAUAAUAAAUGGUGCUUUAGAAUAUAAUAUGGGUUCUUCAGAGUGAGUUUAGAUAGCAUUUGACCUGGAAAUUGUAAGUGUAACUUGAAUGUAAAUGUUGCAUUGAAUUUUCACAUAGGAAUAAUAUUUUUCCAUCAAUGCCAAAUAUCCAUUGUAAGUGAAUUUUUUUUUCAAAAAUCACAUUCCUUUUUUGCACAAUAAAAUUUCUGUACAAAA